UAGGAGUGUUACCGAUUUACAUUCUCAUUUAUUUUUACGUGUGAGUAAUGUAUAACUUUAUCCUGUUCCGAUAAUUUGUGAGCGUUCGCACCAUUUCUGCGCGGAGUAUUUGCCAUAGUGGUCACAUCACCAUCAGAAAACGUCAAAAUGGGAUGCGGUGAAUCUACAGUCAAAUUUUUGUUGUUCAUUUUCAACUUGGUGUUUGCUUUGGUCGGCGCGACCGUCCUAGGCAUUGGAGUGGCCGGGUACCUAAAAGUAGAAGCUGUAGCGAGGAUCCUCGGAUCCCAUGGAGGCCAUGUGCCCAUCUUCUACAUCGUGCUGGGGUCUCUGGUGUUCGGCGUCGCGUUCUUCGGGUGCUGCGGGGCUGUGACCGAGAGUCAAUGCAUGCUUUUUACAUUCUCUAUCUUCAUGGGUUUACUAAUGGCCCUGAAAGUAAUUCUGAUAGCAUUGGUAUUCGUGAAGAAGGAGUGGCUGGAUGUAGUUAUCACGAAUACUAAUGAGACCUUGGAAGCCAAAGGUGCGGAACCGGUGGACCCUAAGACCAUCAGGAUUUGCUUUGCUGGCAUUUGCUCUGUCAUUAUCGCCGUAGAGAUGGUCGGUAUGGUGUUCGGGUGCUGCCUUGCUGUCCACGUGCGUCGCAACAACGGAUAUGGUUAUGCAUAGACGUCCCACACUGUAGAUCCUCGUUCAACCGCCAUCAGAUAUAUCGGAGCGGCCAAGGUGCUCACAAAUAUCUGAACACGCCUCUAUUGUCAAGGCGUUAGAGUCCGUGAUCAGAUAUUUUUGAGCACCUCAGCCGAUCCGAUAUAACUGAAGGCG
Cydia fagiglandana is the source of this 819-nucleotide messenger RNA. Its product is annotated as CD63 antigen-like. Gene Ontology annotation, cellular component: plasma membrane. Lineage: Eukaryota; Metazoa; Arthropoda; Insecta; Lepidoptera; Tortricidae. The record is from RefSeq and is a predicted model, not a curated record. The transcript is spliced from 4 exons. The coding region runs from base 148 to 663 and encodes 171 amino acids.